CGUGAAGCGAAACAUGGUGAUAUUUAUAUUUGCAUCUUAACAAAAUAUAUAAUAGAAAUAGCUUUAUAUCUAAGAUUACUUUUUUUUAUGAAUAACGAGUUAUAUCUGUAUCUAGCCAGGCGGUUUCAUCGCGGUUUAUUCAGGUUUAUUUUUAUUUUUUUUUUUAUUUAUAUUAUAUUGUAAAGCUCUUUAUUCGCGGCGAUGGGGACCGAGUUGCUUUCUGAACUCGACAGCCGCUUUUUUGCUGAUAAUCUUCUGACAAGCGAAGACUGGGAUGCCUGUCUGUAUAACUGUGAGAGUAUGGAGGAAGGAGAGGAGCCUGCUGACUGUCUACAGAGACUGCACUACGACUCAAUGUUUGAUAAUGAUCUGGUCUUGACGCUGGACCCAGGAAACGUGCGGUCUCCGUGGAAACAAGCAAACGAAGACAUACUGACAGCUUCCCUCCCUCCCUCCCUCCAUCUCCUCUACCAGCAGGUAAAUCACUCUCUGUCCUCCAACACAGACACACUCCUCUGCCAGCAGGGUGUGGUCUCUAACGGGACAGUUGAUGGGGUGAAGGUUGAGAACCCCCCCACGCCCCCCUACAUGUUUGGAGACAUCCUGACACCCCCCCUCAACACCGUGCAGAUCAGCAUCCCGACUACCACAGGGGAUACCAAAGCGCCUCUUCAUUCCACAAGCUUUCGGAAAGCCAACACGAUCCUGAGCAGCAAGCCGGCGAUCCAGCCCAAACCAGUGUGUGUGACCGCCAUCCCAGUAGCACAGACCAGCAGCCCGGCCAAAACCAUCAUCCUGCAACCAGUACAGAACAUCGAACAGACACUGCCAGUCUCCAUUCCCCCAGUGGUUCUGUCCCAGUCAGACCUGCUGCGUCUUGGCCCAGUUCCCAGUUUGAUUAAAAUGGAGCCCACAUCGCCAGUCACUGGAGCCACUGGUCCCAGUACCGCCCCCUUCAACAGCGCUGCCAGCAAACCAGUAACCAGCAAAUCCAUUGUACCAGCACCCUGUCAUACUGGGACCAGCAGCUUCGACAUUGACGUGAAGGUGUUGAGAAGGCAACAGCGCAUGAUAAAGAACCGCGAGAGCGCCUGCCAGUCCCGCAAGAAGAAGAAGGAAUACCUGCAGGGUCUGGAGACCAAACUGCAGGAGGUGCUGUGUGAGAACGAGAGGCUGAGGAGAGAGAACACAGCGCUCAGGAAGAGACUGGACUCCUUCAUCACAGAGGGUUCUGAUCCGGUCCGGUUUGGCUCCGCUGGCAGCAGGAAGGUUGUGUGUGUGAUGGCCUUGCUGCUCUUCAUUGCGUUUAGCUUUGGACCCAUCAGUAUCACGGACAGGAAGUUGAAGCCGGCGAGACAGGAAGGGGCGGUGCCUCCUGCAGGAAGACACCUGUUGGAGUUCCAGCAGAGACAGGAAGUGGAGCGAGAGAAGGAAAGAGAGAGGGAGCGAGCGAUCACAUUGCAGGAGGAGGAGGAGGAAAAGAGGGGGGUGGUUGAAGGGGAGGAGGAGAGCGAGAGAGCUGGUAAACAAGCAUUGUUCAGGAAUGUGACGGCUGCGUUCUCGGAUGUGAAGGACCUUGUUCUCAGAGACAUCGACCGGCUCUUCACCUCCACAGAUUGCCGGCAGUUCAACCGGACAGAGUCUCUUAGGCUGGCUGAUGAGCUGAGGGGCUGGGUCCACAGGCACCAGAUCAACCGCAAGAAAGGAGAAAAAAGCCCCAGGGCAAAGAAAGCCAAGAUAGCUCAGAAAGCCCAGCAGAGGAAGAUUAACCUGGCAAGAUACCUUCCAGUACAUCCACAGAGAACGCUUGACAGAGUCUCCUCCAGUCAGCUGGAGCUCUACCCCGGACUCCAGCCCAGGCACCAGGACUUCAUGGAGGCCAUCGACCGCAGAGAGGACACCUUCUAUGUGGUGUCUUUCAGGAGGGAUCACCUGCUGCUCCCCGCUAUCAGUCACAACAAGACCUCGCGCCCCAAGAUGUCUCUCGUCAUGCCAGCCAUGGCACUCAACGAGACUGUGUAUAACUCCUCUCACGGGUACGAGGUGAUGAUGCAGAUAGACUGUGAGGUGAUGGACACACGCAUCAUCCAGAUAAAGAGCUCCACAGUGCCCCCUUCCCUGAGAGAGCAGCACAGCACCCACAAUGGCACCGCCUCCUCCCUGCACAGUCACCAGGGCAACCAGCAUGCCACACCCACCCAGCCUGACCCCGCCCUCUACAUCACACAAGGGGGCGGAGACUGAACCCGGCUGCAGGACAGAGGAAACUCCCUAAAACCAUUUACAAAUGAGGUCAUUUAACCCAUACACUUUGAUGGCAGAUACAAGUAACCCUCUUUCUAUCCAAUGAAUUUUUUUUUUAAAUAAAAAUCCCAUUCAUAAGUCCUUCAGUUUGUGUGCUUUGCUACAUAAUGCGUUUGUGUGACUCAUUUUAGAUUUAAACAGCGCCUGCUCAUAAUCCUGGCGUGCACUAGAAUGGCCCCACCCUCACAUUAUGGUAUGCCAAGAGGGGCAAGGCAGGAGUGGGAUUGGCAUGUGUGGUCCAGUGGUUAGAGAAACGGGCUUGUAACCAGGAGGACCCCGGUUCAAAUCCCAGCUCAGCCACUGA
Molecule: messenger RNA, 2608 nt
Organism: Polyodon spathula (Mississippi paddlefish)
Lineage: Eukaryota; Metazoa; Chordata; Actinopteri; Acipenseriformes; Polyodontidae
Product: cyclic AMP-dependent transcription factor ATF-6 beta-like
Exons: 16
Coding region: 202-2244 (680 amino acids)
Biological process (GO): endoplasmic reticulum unfolded protein response; regulation of transcription by RNA polymerase II
Cellular component (GO): nucleus
Molecular function (GO): DNA-binding transcription factor activity, RNA polymerase II-specific; RNA polymerase II cis-regulatory region sequence-specific DNA binding
Source: RefSeq, a predicted model, not a curated record